Messenger RNA from Moneuplotes crassus, 1009 nucleotides. The record is from the annotation of a GenBank genome assembly. NCBI's taxonomy places the organism in Eukaryota, Ciliophora, Spirotrichea, Euplotida, Euplotidae.
CUUCAAAUGGGAGCAGGUGAAAGUAACCUAGUGGAUGAAAACGGUGAAAAAUUAUCAAAAGAGCAAAUCAAGGAACAUAAGAAACAGCAGAAGGAAGCAAAGAAAGCAGAGAAAUUAGCUAAGAAAGAAGCAAAGAAAGCUGAAAAGCAAGCUAAGAAGGAGCAAAAAUAAGGAUCUUAGGAAAAGUGAGUCUACUACGAAGGUUUUUGUUGGAGGGAAUAACCAUUUAAAACCUGAAAAUUCGAGCAAAACUCACAGAGUUAUGGGACACCUUGGUCUAUUGAAAAGGAAAAUUAAUGAUGACUCCACCUUUGGUGCAAAAUUACACGAUCGUUCAUCAAGAUUUGACAGAGAUGCCAUGAGCUCACGAAUUAGUGGAAGAAAUAGGUCUACUAGUGGGAGUCCUGGACAAUAUAAUCCAAAAGCUGUAGGAAUUAACAGCCCAAAUUAUAUUGAAGAGAAAAGGAAGAUAUAUGGCCAAUACCAUGCAAGUCCAGGGAGUAUAUCAAUCAAAGACAGUCCUCAUUACCAUAAAACUCCUCGGCAGCUAGCUGUAUAUCACACUGAGCCACUCACAGAAGCUCCUCCAUCAAAUUUCAAGCUGGUCUCUUGACCUAACUGUGGAAGAAAUUUUAAUAAAAACAAUCUAGCCAGACAUGAAGCUCAUUGCCAAAAGAAUGCUCAGAAGAAAACAAAAGUGUUUAACUCUAAAAAGCAAAGAGCCGUUACUGAAGAUGAAGAGGAAGCUGUCACUUGGCAAGAGAAACAGAAGAAGAAAAAGAUGAAUAAUGCAAUGGGCAUCGCUCAAGACUAUAGCACUGCAGAUGAGCCAACUGCCGUGGUUAGAUACAAAAUGUGUCCUAUCUGUAAAACCAAACAAAACACUGGUGGGUUUGAGCUCCAUUUUGAAGAAUGAAAUCAGAGGAAAAUGAGGAUGGAGCAAAGAAAGCUCCAAAGACAGUUAGGACCAAGACAGUUGCUCAGAUCUAAGAAGGAAGUUUUGUUCUAG